This is a messenger RNA of Lactuca saligna, 591 nucleotides long. Lineage: Eukaryota; Viridiplantae; Streptophyta; Magnoliopsida; Asterales; Asteraceae. The record is from the annotation of a GenBank genome assembly.
AUGAAAUCUCCACCUCCUCCAUACCGUUACACCUCACCACCACCACCAGUUAAGUCCCCACCACCACCUUACCACUAUACUUCACCUCCACCACCAACUAAGUCCCCACCACCACCAUACCACUACACAUCGCCUCCACCACCAGUUAAAUCACCACCACCACCUUACCAUUACUCUUCACCUCCACCACCAGUUAAGUCCCCACCACCACCAUACCACUACACAUCGCCUCCUCCACCAGUUAAAUCACCACCGCCACCUUACCAUUACUCUUCACCUCCACCACCAGUCAAGUCCCCACCACCACCAUACCAUUACACUUCACCUCCACCACCAGUUAAAUCCCCACCUCCACCAUACCACUACACGUCUCCCCCACCACCAAUGAAGUCCCCACCUCCACCAUACCACUACACAUCACCUCCACCACCCGUGAAAUCUCCACCACCUCCAUACCAUUACACAUCACCCCCACCACCAGUUAAGACACCACCACCUCCAUACCACUACAUAUCUCCACCUCCACCAGUAAAAUCACCUCUUCCACCUGUAUACAUCUAUGGUUCUCCUCCACCCCCAACUAAUUAUUAG